Olea europaea var. sylvestris is the source of this 1583-nucleotide messenger RNA. Its product is annotated as cyclin-T1-2-like. The record is from RefSeq and is a predicted model, not a curated record. Gene Ontology annotation, biological process: positive regulation of DNA-templated transcription, elongation; regulation of transcription by RNA polymerase II. The transcript has 4 exons. Lineage: Eukaryota; Viridiplantae; Streptophyta; Magnoliopsida; Lamiales; Oleaceae. Gene Ontology annotation, molecular function: cyclin-dependent protein serine/threonine kinase activator activity. Bases 1 to 1128 code for a protein of 375 amino acids. Gene Ontology annotation, cellular component: cyclin/CDK positive transcription elongation factor complex; nucleus.
AUGCAGCUUCAGAAAGAUUCAUUGGACAAUUCCCAUUCAUUCUAUAUUUUCGCGCUGUCAAGCCAAAGGUCUUGUACCCUUAUAAAGCCACUAGUUGCAGCUCUGAAGAAGUUGAAAAUUUCAGAUAAGGAGGUGGUGAAAGUAGCGUGGAAUUUUGUGAAUGAUUGGGUCCGCACGACGCUUUGCUUGCAGUACAAACCACAUUAUAUAGCCGCAGGUUCUCUGUACCUUGCUGUAAAAUUUCAGAAGAUGAAAAUGCCUUCAGAGAAUGGGAAUAUGUGGUGGAUGCAAUUUGAUAUUUCACCCAAAAAAUUGGAAGAGGUCAUUCAGCAUAUGCUUGGAUUGCUAGGGAAGAAUAACAAACAAGCAUUACAAUCCUCAUUUAGUGGGAAAUCAAAACAAAAGCCUAAAGAAGAAUCUAAUAGCGCAGAAUCAUGCAUUUCAAGCUACUCUAUCAUCAGGCAAGAUUCAAGCAAUAUAUCAUUGGCAAAUGCUGGAGCACUUCUGAAAUCUGCAACUGCCGUAGGCAAUCAGAAACAGCUGUGUGGUGAUGCUCUUGAUCCCAUAAGAAAUACCGAGCACCAUCAGAUCAGUGAGCCUGGUAGUGCAAAUAGUGUUGUUGAGGACUGCGACAAUGAGCUGAUAACAAGAGACUCUGGCCAGAAAUCUUCUUGUGCAAUUUCGUCAGUUGAAGAGAGUUAUCAGAAGAUUGAUAUAAAUAUGGCUCCAGGUAGCGCAGAAUCAUGCAUAUCAGGCGGUUCAGUGGGCAAAGUUUCACACAAGAUUCCAUUGGCAACUGUUGGAGUAAACUUGUCCACUUCUGCAAUUGCCAAUUGCAACCAGAAACUGCCACGUCCUGAUAUUACUGUGACAAAAACUGAGCGGUGCCGGGGUGGUGAUUCUCAUAGUGUAAAUAUUGUCAUUGAUGAUGGUGGUGACCUUGAGCCAAUAUCAGGAGACUCUGGUCAGAAAUCGGGUUUGAAGAUUGAUAUAAUUACAAUAAGAGAGAGAAUAAAGAGGAGGAAACUCGAAAGGAUAACAAGUAAGAAGCCCACAGAAACCAUGGACGAGGAGAUAGUAGAUGGUGAGGCUUGGAUAGAGAGAGAGCUGGAAAGGAUAUCGAGUUAGUUUCUACUCAUUCAGAGGAGCGAAGAGGGUUGAAUAAUCGGAAUAAAGGAAGUCGGCUACUUGGUUUAGCUAGAAAUGCAGCUUCAGAAAGAUUCAUUGGACAAUUCCCAUUCAUUCUAUAUUUUCGCGCGUGUAGCGAACUGCAUUAUGCUUCUUGAUCCAUAUAUUGGUGUACAAUAUAGUGUCAAGCCAAAGGUCUUGUUUAACGCUCUGAAUCUGAUAGGGCCUACAAUACUUGUUAAAAGAUAAGAAGAACAUUUUCUUUAUAGGUGACAAUUAUUUCCAUCUGAAACUUCAAGGCCAGUUUUGGGUACAUUCGUCUCGACAGUUUCUAUCGAGUGUGUCCGGCUUAGUGGGAGGUGAAAAGUUUUUUUCUGUGUACAUAUAUGUUCUAACGCUUGUCUGUGUAUAUGUAUAUUUUUAAAUCAUGAAGCAAAAUGACAGAUUAAUUUUAA